AUGAUAUUGAAAUCAAAUCUAUAGUUCCAAUAUCUACAGAAUUACUUGAUUGCAUAUAAAAUUUUACUCAAUUUCAAAACUUUUGUCUCUAAUCCUGUUUUAAAAGUAGGAAUUAAGAGCAACCAUAUUGUAAAUCUAUAAAAUAACCCCUUAAAUUCCAAUGAAGCUAAUUUAGAGUUAAAAUCUCCAAAUUAAUUCUCUGAUAAUCAAUAAUUGCGGCUGCUCAGAGCAUUGUUACAGCAUAUUUCUGUAUAUUUACUUUUAGAAGCCAUUUGA
This is a messenger RNA of Paramecium sonneborni, 276 nucleotides long. The record is from the annotation of a GenBank genome assembly. NCBI's taxonomy places the organism in Eukaryota, Ciliophora, Oligohymenophorea, Peniculida, Parameciidae.